CGUCGCCGGGGAGAGUCGAUAGUUGAUGAGGUCUUGUUUUUUGUUUAUAACGCGUGUUUAAUAUCAGAGCGAGAAAGUAAUACCGUGGCAGAAUGACUGUCACCGAUCUUAAUUCCCAACAAGAAUAUGAGGAUUACGUUAAGUCCCUGGAUCUUUCAGUUAUUCAUUUCCAUGCACCAUGGGCUGAUCAGUGUUCUCAAAUAAAUGAUGUAAUCAGUGAAAUGAGCAAACUGGCUCAGUACAAAGGGAUCAGGUUUGCUAAGAUAGAAGCUGAGAAAGUACCUGAUGUGUCUCUGAAAGCUGGUAUCACAGCAGUGCCGACAGUAAUUCUGGCAAAAAAUGAUACUAUAGUUGACAGAAUAGAUGGAGCAAAUCCCUCUGCCAUAGCUGAAAAAGUGAAGCAGCACUGUGCUAAUAAAGACUCAGUUCCAGUGGAGGCAUGUAAACUGAAAGAGAACCUCAACGAUAGGUUAAAGAAAUUAGUAAACCAAGCACCUUGCAUGCUAUUUAUGAAAGGAAAUCCUGCCAAUCCUCGUUGUGGAUUCUCUAGAACAAUAGUUUCCCUCUUGGACUCCUAUAAAGCUGAUUAUCAGUCGUUUGAUAUACUGCAAGACAAUGAUAUUAGGGAAGGACUGAAAAAGUUCAGUAAUUGGCCAACAUAUCCACAGUUAUAUGUGAACGGAGAACUGAUUGGAGGAUUGGAUAUUGUAAAGGAAAUGAGUGAAACUGGAGAAUUAGAGAGCAUGCUGCCUAAGAGGAGUUAAUGUACAAGAAAUACAUUAAGGGGAUCCAUUGCUAUUUUAAUACCACUAUUCUUAAAUUAUUUUC
Molecule: messenger RNA, 828 nt
Organism: Dufourea novaeangliae
Lineage: Eukaryota; Metazoa; Arthropoda; Insecta; Hymenoptera; Halictidae
Gene: Grx3
Product: glutaredoxin 3
Exons: 3
Coding region: 93-764 (223 amino acids)
Source: RefSeq, a predicted model, not a curated record